AAUCAUUUCAAUCACAUAACAACCCUACUACCAUACUAUACAUACCGAGACAGGAAAGAAGGAAAGAUGUCCUCAUCAAACACCACUACUACCAAAACCCCUAAAUCCAAUUCCCAAUCCCAAUCCCAAACACAAGAAGAAAGACCCCAUCUAUCCGCCAACUUCGCCAACCCAUCAUCGCAAAGAAUCGACUACGACCAUGAAGUCUACCUCCAUUUAAUGUCCGGUGAUGAUGGUGAUGAUACCCGCAAGGACAAGAACAGAAGCAAGACGCCUAAUCAGGUGUAUAGGGAGAAUAUCGUGCGAAGACAUACGACUCGCGCGCUGGAUCCGGCUGUGGUGGACCCUAAUGCGCAGAGGGAUCCGAGUCCCCUUGAUUUGGAGUGGGCGGAGAGUCAGAGGGUUAGGGAGAGGCUGGUGGGGAAUUGAUUGGGUUUCAUGGUGAUUGUGGGGAUGAGGAUGAUGGAUAGAUGGUAGGGUUUCUAAGACGAGUAAAAGGAGGAAAGAAGGACAGAGUGAAAAGUGCAACG
Aspergillus costaricaensis CBS 115574 is the source of this 530-nucleotide messenger RNA. RefSeq lists its product as uncharacterized. The transcript has 2 exons. The record is from RefSeq and is a predicted model, not a curated record. Bases 67 to 429 code for a protein of 120 amino acids. Lineage: Eukaryota; Fungi; Ascomycota; Eurotiomycetes; Eurotiales; Aspergillaceae.